CACACAUUCUUCAGACCUAUAAAUUACACACAACCUGCUAUAGGAGGUCAAGAUCGAGCAACAGUAUCGGAUAGCCAGAGCACGUGCGGUGGAUGGUAAAAUGGCUGCUACAACGGGAAAGCGUAUCGUGCUCGCCAAAGCUUUUGAUGGUGAUGUUACGGAGAGAAAUUUUCGCAUAGAAUCUAUUCAGGUUGACGCUCCUCAAGAUGGAGAGGUGUUGCUUGAAGCUGUUUAUCUCACAGUCGAUCCCUAUAUGAGAGUAUGGGGGAUCCAGGAAGGCGAGCUGAUGGUUGGAGAACAAGUGGCCAAGGUUCUGGCGAGUCGGGAUAAGAAUAUCGCCGUCGGUUCCUUGGUACAGGCACAAAGUGGAUGGACAACACAUUCCGUCGCCAAAGGAAGUGACGUCACACCGAUACCGUCAUUUACGUCACCCGAUUGGCCAAAAUCACUUGCACUCGGUGUGUUAGGUAUGCCUGGAAAAACGGCCUACUUUGGGUUCCUGGACAGCUGUCGUCCUAAAUCAGGCGAAACUGUGGUGGUCAGUGGAGCCGCUGGAGCAGUGGGUGCCGUAGUGGGACAGAUAGCCAAAAUAAAGGGAUGUAAAGUGAUUGGUUUUGCCGGGUCUGAUAAGAAGGUCCAAUACCUGAAGGAGAUCGGAUAUGACGUAGCAAUUAACUAUAAGACUAUGGGAGACCUGGACAAGACUCUCAAAGAAGCGGCACCCAAAGGCAUCGAUUGUUACUUCGAUAACGUUGGUGGAGAGUUUUCGAGUACUGUGUUAUACAACAUGAAUGUUAAAGGCCGUGUAUGUGUGUGUGGGUCUAUUAGUGCUUACAACGCCAAGGUCCGCCCAAAAGCGAGUAUUGUCCAACCAGCGAUAAAUCGGCAACGUUUAUCAGUUCAAGGUAUGAUGGUGUAUGAUUAUAAGGAGAGGUUCCCGGAAGCCUUGAAAGACAUGAUGGAGUGGAUCCAACAGGGUAAACUCAAGUACCAAGAACACGUCACGAAUGGAUUUCAGAAUACCCCCAAGGCUUUCAUGCAACUUUUCACAGGAGAAAACUUUGGAAAGGCCAUCAUCAAAAUAUAGUCCUCUCUGGGUACCUGCGGAUAGGCCACGCCGAAAAUGCCGCCCACCGUCAACUAUUCCUAUAACUAUUACACUCUAUAAAUUUCAAGGAUUUAUAAAUACACGCAGAUCAGCAUUUAGUGACAACUGACCAGCCAAAUUACUUUAAAGGAUUAACCUUUAUUGAUUACUUGAAGUCAUAUGUUAAAAUCCAAAAAGUUUCUAAUUUGAAUCGAAUAUUGGUCACUAUUCGUCUGUUGAUUUCUGAACU
Messenger RNA from Lytechinus variegatus (green sea urchin), 1337 nucleotides. Its product is annotated as prostaglandin reductase 1-like. The record is from RefSeq and is a predicted model, not a curated record. Gene Ontology annotation, cellular component: cytoplasm. Lineage: Eukaryota; Metazoa; Echinodermata; Echinoidea; Temnopleuroida; Toxopneustidae. Gene Ontology annotation, biological process: prostaglandin metabolic process. Gene Ontology annotation, molecular function: 15-oxoprostaglandin 13-reductase [NAD(P)+] activity; 2-alkenal reductase [NAD(P)H] activity. Bases 101 to 1087 code for a protein of 328 amino acids. The transcript has 9 exons.